This is a messenger RNA of Cyprinodon tularosa, 1382 nucleotides long. It is a transcript of the gene acbd4, whose product is annotated as acyl-CoA binding domain containing 4. The coding region runs from base 180 to 1238 and encodes 352 amino acids. Gene Ontology annotation, biological process: fatty acid metabolic process. Gene Ontology annotation, molecular function: fatty-acyl-CoA binding. The record is from RefSeq and is a predicted model, not a curated record. Lineage: Eukaryota; Metazoa; Chordata; Actinopteri; Cyprinodontiformes; Cyprinodontidae. The transcript has 10 exons.
GAACCACGUGACCUGGUAACGUGUCACGUGACCAACGCGGAAGUGUCGUGUGACUUUCAGACCGAACGUAGCGGAUUCAUUUCCAGGAGAAACUGUGAAACUGCAGAUUUUUUAAAACUGAAGACACCUGAGGGAAUGAGACCGGAAGGACCGUCGCAGAGGUCCUGGUAGCUGGGACCAUGCCGGUCUUGGCCAUGGCUGCGGUGGAUCAUCAGCGGCGCUUCCAGGCAGCAGUGGAUGUGAUCCAUAACCUGCCUAAAACCGGCUCCUACAGGCCUUCUUAUGAGGUGAUGCUGCGUUUCUACAGUCUGUACAAGCAGGCUGUGUGUGGACCAUGCAAGGCACCCCGGCCCGGGUUCUGGGACCCAGUGGGCCGCUACAAGUGGGAUGCGUGGAGUCGCCUCGGGGAGAUGAGUCAGGAGACCGCCAUGGCAGCAUAUGUGGAGGAGAUGAAGAAAGUAGCACAAGAGGUCAUCAACACCAUGCCCAUGGACCAAACGGCGGCGGGGGCCUUCCGACACUUCGAGCCUCUCUACAGGGUCAUUGAUGACAUGCCCCGGCCUCCGGCGUCGCUGUUUGACCUCGCUGAAGGCUCUAAAGGCAGUCAGCAGGGUGACACGGAGGGAGGAAAGGAGCCGGAGCGUUUGGAAGGAGGUGGUCCAGACCCGCAGCUGAGGGCUCCUGGUGAGGCCCGCCCCCCACAAGAUUCUGGGGCGUCUGAAGGUCUGGCUGUGACCAGCGACUCGGAGAGUGAAAUCUUCUGCGACUCUGUGGACUCAGUGGAGCAGCUGAGCAGCUUCAAGGCUGUCAAGUCCAACGGCUUCCACAGCAGCAGCGUUUAUCUGCACUCGUCUCCAGGUCCCGGGACUCGGACUGAAGGCCGUCUGGAGGGAAGACGAGUCGGAGCCGGUCAGGGUGGGGAAGGAGCGGAGGAUGGGAGGAGCCACGGUCCUCCCAGGAGAGGGCGGGACGGCGGGCGGGACGCUUCCUCCCACGGCUGGAGAGAACGAACCUUUGCUGAAGGUUCCUGGUUCUGGUUCAUGUUCUGCAGCAGCCUGUGUCACAGCGACUCUGGUUCCGUGGCGGCUCUGAUUUUCUUUCCCCUCCAGGAGGAGGCGUGGUGGCCUUUCGACGUGUCGUGUCAGACGGUUCUUCUCUUCAUGCUGUGGCCGUUCGUCGCACAGGGUCUGGUCUACCUGCUGAGGAAGGCCCACCAGAGGAGCCGCACGUUGUCAUGACAAAGCCCCUCCCCCAGAUGGACAUAGGAAGAAGUUUUUGCUCCCCAAACUUCCCAGCAUCUGAUUGAAGCUCCUUUCUUCAGACGAAGAACUUCCUGUGAUUUAUCGUUUUAAUAAAGUGAAAUAGAAUCUCUGAGGGUUAAA